AUGUUAAAUAAUGUUGAAAAUCAGCACUUAAGCUUUGUCUCUUCUCCCCCAUCACACUUUCUUUCUUUCUUUCUUUCUUUCUUUCUUUCUUUCUUUCUUUGUAUCUCAGUCUGUUCGUAUCUAUCUAUCUAUCUAUCUAUCUAUCUAUCUAUCUAUCAUUUUGUUCAUAUCUAUCUAUCUUCGUUUUUUCAUAUCUAUCUAUCUAUCUAUCUAUCUAUCUAUCUAUCUAUCUAUCAUUUUGUUCAUAUCUAUCUAUCUUCGUUUUUUCAUAUCUAUCUAUCUAUCUAUCUAUCUAUCUAUCUAUCUAUCUAUCUAUCUAUCUAUCUCUGUUCAUAUCUCUCUAUCUAUCAUUUUCUAGCGAUGAUUUUGUUCAUAUCUAUAUCAUUCUGUUCAUAUCUAUCUUCGUUUUUUCAUAUCUAUCUAUCAUUUUGUUCAUAUCUAUAUCAUUCUGUUCAUAUCUAUCUAUCUUCGUUUUUUCAUAUCUAUCUAUCUAUCUAUCUAUCUAUCUAUCUAUCUCUGUUCAUAUCUAUCUAUCUAUCAUUUUGUUCAUAUCUAUAUCAUUCUGUUCAUAUCUAUCUAUCUAUCUAUCUAUCUAUCUAUCUAUCUAUCUAUCUCUGUUCAUAUCUAUCUAUCUAUCAUUUUCUAGCUAGCGAUCAUUUUGUUUAUAUCUAUAUCAUUCUGUUCAUAUCUAUCUUCGUUUUUUCAUAUCUAUCUAUCUAUCUAUCUAUCUAUCUAUCUAUCUAUCUAUCUUCGUUUUUUCGUAUCUAUCUAUCUAUCUAUCUAUCUAUCUAUCUAUCUAUCUAUCUAUCUAUCUGA
This is a messenger RNA of Acanthosepion pharaonis, 816 nucleotides long. NCBI's taxonomy places the organism in Eukaryota, Metazoa, Mollusca, Cephalopoda, Sepiida, Sepiidae. The record is from the annotation of a GenBank genome assembly.